AUGCUCUUUAGGCAGCCAAGGAUUCUGCCCCAUCAGUCGAAGCUGACAAAGGAGAUAAUAGAAGAUAUAGAAGAUUAUGAUCAGUUUGGAAAUACUUGCUACUGCAACUCAGUCCUACAAGCACUUUAUUUUUGUCGUCCUUUUCGAGAAAAAGUGCUGGCUUACAAGAGUCAGCCAAGAAAGAAAGAGAACUUGCUGACUUGUUUGGCUGAUUUGUUCCACAGUAUAGCUACACAGAAAAAGAAAGUUGGAGUAAUACCACCAAAAAAGUUUAUAACACGGCUUCGAAAAGAAAAUGAGCUUUUUGACAACUACAUGCAGCAGGAUGCCCAUGAAUUCUUAAACUAUCUGCUAAACACAAUUGCUGAUAUCUUACAAGAGGAGAAGAAGCAAGAAAAGCAGAACGGCCGACUGCCGAAUGGCAAUAUUGACAGUGAAAACAAUAACAGCACUCCGGAUCCUACUUGGGUUCAUGAUAUCUUUCAGGGAACAUUAACUAAUGAGACCAGAUGUCUUACUUGUGAAACUAUAAGUAGUAAAGAUGAAGAUUUUUUAGAUCUUUCCGUCGAUGUGGAGCAAAACACAUCCAUUACUCAUUGUUUAAGGGGUUUCAGCAAUACAGAAACUUUGUGCAGUGAGUACAAGUAUUACUGUGAAGAGUGCCGCAGCAAACAGGAAGCACAUAAAAGGAUGAAAGUAAAAAAGCUACCUAUGAUUUUAGCCCUUCAUCUAAAGAGAUUUAAAUAUAUGGAUCAGCUACAUCGAUAUACAAAGCUGUCUUACAGGGUAGUCUUUCCAUUAGAACUUCGACUUUUCAACACGUCAGGUGAUGCCACCAACCCCGACAGAAUGUAUGACCUUGUUGCUGUGGUAGUUCACUGUGGAAGUGGUCCUAAUCGUGGGCAUUACAUUGCAAUAGUGAAGAGUCAUGACUUCUGGUUGCUAUUUGAUGAUGAUAUUGUAGAG
Molecule: messenger RNA, 966 nt
Organism: Protopterus annectens (West African lungfish)
Lineage: Eukaryota; Metazoa; Chordata; Ceratodontiformes; Protopteridae
Product: ubiquitin carboxyl-terminal hydrolase 12-like
Biological process (GO): protein deubiquitination
Cellular component (GO): cytosol; nucleus
Molecular function (GO): cysteine-type endopeptidase activity; cysteine-type deubiquitinase activity
Source: RefSeq, a predicted model, not a curated record